UAGCGAGUGUGUACGAUACGUUGAGAAUAAUACACUAUCUUCAUCAACAGCCUUAGUUAUUAGUUAUGAGAGGUAAAAGGGAGCAUUCCCCAAGACGUGGGGACUCUGUCUGUCACAGGUCCUGUUCUUUAUCUACCAGGAAAGCAAUUAUACGAUUAAUUGUGGAUACCAUACUGUGGAUAAUUGUUGGCCUGCCUAUUCUGUUACUGUACAAGACGGGAACGCCAUAUCAUGCAGGAUUCUUCUGUGAUGAUCAGAGCCUCCGCUACCCCUACAAGAAAGACACCAUCCCUGACCCACUGCUGCUUGGCUUGGGUUUCUUCAUUCCUUUCUUUAUGAUGCUAAUGACGGAGGUAAUACGGUGCUUGUCAUCCAGGGAACGGAGUUUGGCUAACAGAGAUCUCCUAAUCUUCUUCAAAGGAGUAUGUGUAUUUGUUUUUGGAUUUACAGUCGUGGAGGUUUUCAUACAGGGCUUCAAAUUUUCAAUUGGCAGACCUCGACCUCACUUCUUCGAUGUUUGUCGCCCAAACUUCAGCAGUAUAAAUUGUUCAGAAGGGUAUAUAACGAACUACGAAUGUACCGGGACAGUUUAUAGUGCAAAGAUCAUGAGAGAGAGCAGAUUCUCCUUUCUGUCUGGACAUGCUGCCUUCUCAAUGUACGGAGCCAUAUUCACCAGUUUGUACCUGGAGAAGAGGGUGAGGUUGACAUAUUCCCUGGUCUUAAAGCCCGUACUCCAGCUAUCUUUGGUGGUGCUGUCCCUGGCUUGCUCCCUAACACGUUACUAUGACUACAAACAUCACGUGUCAGACAUCAUUGCGGGACUUUUACUAGGAGUUUGUACUGCUGUUUUCAUAUAUAAAGCCCUGGGUGAAAAAGCUCUACAGGAUAGUAACUGUAAACAAGUUACGUUGAAUCUCCCUCGAUUCGAAAAACCAAACAUGUCCGGUGAAGCCCGAACUCCGACCCCAUUACUGCUGCGACAGGAUUCAUCAUUUACGUCCGCGGACUCGAGGGACUAUUUGUGCAAUAAUGGACACAUAAGACGAACUGACAUUGUGUAGCAGAAUCAAUGUCGCUUUGUUUAUGGUAAUGCUCUCCUUAAGUUUAGUAAGGACAGCCAAUGAGUCACGUCACUUUGUUGUGACAAAUGUUCUCGUUUGGUGAACUGCUUAGGAAUUUGACGGAGAAGGACGUUUUGUCUGAAUAUCCCAAUACUGCGGGGAUAUCAGGAGACAUCCGUUGUUGUUCCAAACGACAUUUAAUGUUGUGUUCAGCAGCAUUUAUAUAUAGUGCAUAAAACAUAUCCGUCCAAUCUACCACAAAAAAGGCAUUUAUAGUCACACAGCUGGUGCCUUUCGUAGAAACUCUCUAUAAGAAUACAAAUGGCAGAAGAAACAGUUCUUCAUACCCUAUACAGCUCCCAUAAGUAAUGUGGGUGCAUCUAUGACUGACGGGAGUUGAGGCGUCGCAAACCACACAGGUAUAGAAGCGUUCAGUUACCUCUUGUUGGUAUAACAUGGCGCUUAAUGUGUUGUGACAACUAUAUAUUAUCAGGUGGGAACUUGAAAAGAUCCUGAUGAGAGCCUGAUAAUUGCUUAAGAAGUUCGGAGACUGGAAUUGAAUGAAAAAAGAUUAACAAGAUGAGAGCUUAUGGUUUCCCUCAGACGUAGACUGUACAUCUGUCAUCCCGUCCUAUCGACGGUGCUACGUCAUCUUUUUACCAAUUUUGAUUCAUACAGGAAUUCAUCUUACAAAACUUGUAUUUACGUCACCGAAAUAUCUACCUCAAAAUGAACUAUGUACUUGGUGAAUUAUAUAUGUUUUUGACUCGUUUUGUAUUCGUCAUAAUUUGUAGUAAAGCAAACGAUCUUAUGGAUACACUCCAUUUGAGUAAGUCGCUAAUAAAUAUUUCACAAAAUG
This is a messenger RNA of Ylistrum balloti, 1920 nucleotides long. Its product is annotated as phospholipid phosphatase 1-like. Bases 66 to 1061 code for a protein of 331 amino acids. Lineage: Eukaryota; Metazoa; Mollusca; Bivalvia; Pectinida; Pectinidae. The record is from RefSeq and is a predicted model, not a curated record. The transcript is spliced from 6 exons. Gene Ontology annotation, biological process: signal transduction; phospholipid metabolic process; phospholipid dephosphorylation. Gene Ontology annotation, molecular function: phosphatidate phosphatase activity.